Larimichthys crocea (large yellow croaker) is the source of this 2387-nucleotide messenger RNA. RefSeq names its product DEAD (Asp-Glu-Ala-Asp) box polypeptide 28 (gene ddx28). Gene Ontology annotation, molecular function: ATP binding; RNA helicase activity; nucleic acid binding. Lineage: Eukaryota; Metazoa; Chordata; Actinopteri; Sciaenidae. The coding region runs from base 190 to 1878 and encodes 562 amino acids. The record is from RefSeq and is a predicted model, not a curated record. The transcript has a single exon.
CCACCUGAUGUCAUCGACAUUCGCCAAGAAAGCAUGGUGAUACAGCUGUCAUUAAAACAUGAUGCUAACAUGAUGCUAACAUGAUGCUAACAGACGUAAGGUGACUUCUGAAGCCUCCCUGCUGAUCUAAACCGGGAUCUUCAUUCAUUCGCAUUUUAUACUCGUGUUAGCUGCUAGUUACAGACCGACAUGCACUCUGUGAAGGUCGGCUGUUUGGCUGCGUCCAGAGCUCUCUCCUCCAGUAGGACUCUCCGUCCCGACUCUGUUAAAGUGUUUGCCUGUUGUGGACUUCAUGGCUCUGUGGGUCAGACUCGCUCUUGUCAAACAGCAGCCACGCCGGGUGAGACCGCAGUUAUUCGGAUCCCUCGCUACAUGCAGACGCGCGUCGACAACGUGAAGCAGACUCGAGGUAAAUUCAAGAUCAACACCAUCAAAGGUGGCAGGAUCCUGAUCCAGAGCAAAGACCCUAACCUGAACCAGUCUGUGGGAUACAUACUUGGGAAGUUCGAGCAGCCUAGUCUCUGUUCUAAAGGAUGGAAACACAACAGAUCAUUUGGCGACUAUUUCACCAUCAACAACAUCAAGGCUGUUGCACCCUUUGUUGCUGAAAACCAGGAGGAUGUUGAACAGCAAGCAUCGUUUAGUAACCUCCGCAUCUGCAAGGAGCUGGUGGAAGCUUUGGAUAAGAUGAACAUUACCCAUCCCACCACUGUACAGCUGCAGACCAUCCCAAAGGUCAUGAAAGGUCAGAACAUUGUCUGUGCUGCAGAGACGGGCAGUGGGAAAACGCUGAGUUACCUCCUGCCUGUUGUUCACAGACUGCAGGCCGAUAAAGAAUCCGAGACGUACGAUGAGGGAGCGCACAAGAUUCGCGCUGUGGUUCUUGUGCCUUCCAGAGAGUUGGCUGAGCAAGUGGCAGCUGUAUCCAGGACUCUGUGUGCUCCAUUUGGUUUGCUUACAAAGACUGUGGGUGGUGGCCGAGGUGUAGGACACAUCAAGAUGGUCUUUAAGGGGGAUCAGCCGGAUAUUUUGGUGGCUACACCGGGUGCUUUGGUGAAGGCCCUUCGGAGACGCUACCUGGACUUCAGUGAGUUGAGCUUCUUCGUUGUAGACGAGGCCGACACCAUGUUUGACCCCAGCUUUUCUGAUAUGCUGGAGAACAUCCUGCUCCACACAAACAUCGCUAGUAAUCCCAAGGAAAUACGAGGCCCGGGGCACAAAGCCCAGCUGUUGGUGGUGGGGGCCACGUUUCCGGGUGGUGUUGGGGAAGUGCUCGGCAAGGUGACAGACCUCGGCAGUAUGGUGGUCAUCAAGAGCAAGAUGCUGCACUUCCUCAUGCCACAUGUCAAGCAGACGUUCCUGAAGGUGAAGGGUGCUGACAAGAUCCUGGAGCUCCAUCAAGCCCUGAAGAUGCUCCAACAGGACAAAGGAGGGGGUGCUGUUGUGGUGUUCUGCAACAAGUCUGCCACCGUCAACUGGCUGGGAUAUUCGCUGGAGGAGAUGGGGGUGCAGCACGUACGUCUGCAAGGGGAGAUGCCCGCUGUUGUGCGUGCAGGAAUCUUCCGCUCCUUCCAGAAGGGAACGGUCGACGUGUUGAUAUGCACAGACAUUGCGUCACGUGGCCUGGACACGUCCCGAGUGCGCUUGGUUGUCAACUACGACUUCCCAGAAACCCAUACAGACUACAUCCACAGAGCAGGGAGAGUGGGGAGGGCAGGAGGGGUGGAGGAUGGGGAGGUGCUCAGUUUUGUCACUCAUCUGUGGGAUGUGGAGCUGGUGCAGAAGAUUGAAACCGCUGCACGUAGAAGAACUAGUCUGCCAGGGAUGGAGUCUGAUAUACAUAAGCCAAAACCCAAAGCAGUAGAAGUAGAGGGGUAGAUGUGGGGUUUUUUGUAUGCUUGCAAGUGGAAGAGCUUCUCAUCUGUGUAGUGUUGUAUUGAUAAACAAUAAAUCUACAAAAUAUUGUCAGCAGAAAUGGUAAGCAAGAUAACUAUUCAAAGUAAUGACAAAAAAAUGUUUCUCCUCUGUCUACUGUGACAUAUUCCCCCAGUUUUGGUUGACAGGGAUGGAAAUUCUACAAAAAUUAACCCAAGACUCUGGAAAUCGCCCAGCGUACGCUUGAAUCUUCUUUCGCCAUGAUUUAAAAAAAAGUUGUUAACCUGUAUGUCCUGAUGUAAAAAAUGUUUGUAUGUGCACAUUACAGAUGUUUGUUCUUUAGAUGUAAUAUACUACUAAUCUUACAGUACUGUCAAUCAACUGAUGCAGUAUUCAUAUUAAAAAUGCUUCAAUUUCACAGUAAAAUGUAAUUCUGUAUUCUUCUUAUCUUGUUUUAUUUAUCUUAUCUAUUUAAUUAAACUGGAAAUGCAAAAUCUUUGAAGAAUAUAACA